UUCGUUCGGCGAGUUCGGCGGGGGGGCUAUCUAACGCUAGGCUAACCGACAGCCACCGACAGCGCAUGAACUAAAGUCCGGAGAAAUAACGACCUUUCUCGGGUUCUCGUCCGCCGUGUGAAGAAGGCGACCCGCGUACCGGGCUGUUCUCAGUCAGCGAGUGAAAAGUUUGGCAGAGCUAAAACUUGCCGGAUGGUUCCCUUAAUAGUCCGAGGCCCACGAUCCGCGGCGCUCGGGUGAACGAGCGCCCCCCGACUCGACGUGACUUCGCCGAGGGGACUUUCGCCGCUCAUCUGGUCGCCAAGCGACACUCCGCCUUAUCGACUCGUCGCAACCGAAGCCCCUUCUCUUCGCAAUGGCGCACACCGGGCCCCCCCCCAGGUGGCGAAACUGUCCCAGGAGAGGACAACCUGUGGCAGGUAAAUUCCUGCCAAUGAAAACAAUGUUGGGUCCCAAAUAUGAUGACAAAGUUCUAGAGGAGAAUAGGUUUCACCCAAGUAUGCUGUCAAACUUUUUAAAAAGUUUAAAGGUGAAAAUGGGUUUGCUUGUGGAUUUGACAAACACUACUCGUUUUUAUGACCGAAACGACAUUGAAAAAGAAGGCAUAGAAUAUGUGAAACUUCAGUGUAAAGGCCAUGGAGAAUGUCCUUCACCAGAGACCACUGAGAUGUUCAUCACACUGUGUGAAAAUUUCAUGGAGAAGAAUCCUACUGAGUUAAUCGGUGUUCACUGCACGCACGGCUUCAAUCGGACAGGCUUUCUGAUAUGUGCAUACUUGGUGGAGAAAAUGGACUGGAGUGUGGAGGCAGCUGUAGCUGCAUUUGCCCAGUCCAGAGCUCCUGGGAUCUACAAGGGAGACUACCUCAAAGAGCUUUUCCGUCGGUAUGGCGAUGUGGAGGACACACCCGCUGCCCCUGCUCUCCCGGAGUGGUGCUUUGAGGAUGAUGAUGGGGACGGGGAUGAUGAUGGGAAUGUAAUUGGCCAGGAGUCAGGUCCCAGCUCCUCUGGGUCAGCGCCUGGCAAACGGAAGAAAGAGAAGUUGAAACUGGGUGCAGUAUUCCUGGAAGGUAUUUCGGUUAAAGGCGUCACGCAGGUCACCACUCAGCCCAAACUAGGAGAGGUCCAAAGAAAAUGUCAGGAGUUUGCCGAGUGGGAAAAGAGUGGUUUUCCGGGUGCUCAACCUGUGUCCAUGGACAGGCAGAACCUCCAUUUUCUAGAACGGAAUCCCUACAAAGUCAGCUGGAAGGCUGAUGGCACACGGUACAUGAUGUUGAUCAAUGGAAAGAAUGAAGUGUACAUGAUUGACAGAGACAACACCAUCUUCCACAUAGCCAACCUAGAGUUCCCUUUCCGCAAAGAGCCACGCAUCCAUUUAUCGAACACUUUACUGGAUGGGGAGAUGAUCAUUGACAAGGUGAAUGGUCAGCCCGUUCCUCGCUACCUGAUCUACGACAUUAUCAAAUUCAAUGGACAGCCAGUCGGCCAGUGUGAUUUUAGUAUCCGGCUGUUGUGCAUAGAAAAGGAGAUCAUUUCUCCACGAAUGGAGAAGAUGAAGACGGGACAGAUUGACAAAACCAAGGAGCCCUUCAGUGUCCGAAAUAAGCCCUUCUUUGACAUCAAUGCAUCUCGCAAGCUAUUGGAAGGCAGCUUCACAUCCCAAGUCAGCCAUGAAGUGGAUGGGCUUAUCUUCCAGCCAUGUGGGAAAUACAAACCCGGGAGGUGUGAUGACAUCCUUAAGUGGAAGCCCCCCUGUCAUAACUCUGUCGACUUUCGCCUCAAGAUCACCAAAGUUGGAGGAGAAGGGUUGCUCCCUCAGACUGUCGGCUUGCUGUACGUCGGCAGUUACGACAGGCCCUUUGCGCAGAUGAAGGCCACCAAGGAGCUGAAGCAGUACGACAACAAGAUCAUCGAGUGCACCUUUGUCAACAACACCUGGGUGUUUAUGAGGCAGAGAGUGGACAAGAGCUUCCCCAACUCCUACGACACAGCGAUGGCUGUUUGCAACAGCAUCAAGCAUCCCGUCACUAAGGAAAUCCUCUUGGAGUUUUUGGACCGCUGUGCCCAGGGAGUUCACGCACAGAACCGGAAACAUCCGCCGGACCCAGACAGCGAACUGAUGCCCCCACCCCCUCCGAAGAGACCCAACCGCACCAUCCCGUAGCGCCUGUUCUGGACUUUUCCACGGUCGAAGUGUCUCUCCAGUCCACAGCACCAGCCGCAUCACACACACACCCCCCCCCUCCGCAGAAAACUUCCACCACAAGGCAUUCUCAUCUCCAGAACAUCUACAGGCCCAGAUAUCUAAAAACCUAAGAAAUCUUUGAUUGACAGCCUAACUUGUCAGAUAUACCUUCUAGAAUUGCUUGUAGUUUUAAUUGCUAAUGUUCUUAUUAAAGUGGAAUACUUGAUGCUCUGUUUAUUUUUUUCUAUUUAUCUUUUUUAAAGUCUGAGCUAAUUAGUAUUUAUCAACAGUGGAAUUGUUAUGACUGCAAGUGCACCUGACUAUGCAGCCCUUGUUUACGUUUUGUCGAGCAGUUGCUUGUUUGUCUUUGAGAUUAAGCAUAU
Molecule: messenger RNA, 2565 nt
Organism: Lampris incognitus (smalleye Pacific opah)
Lineage: Eukaryota; Metazoa; Chordata; Actinopteri; Lampriformes; Lampridae
Gene: rngtt
Product: RNA guanylyltransferase and 5'-phosphatase
Exons: 16
Coding region: 356-2161 (601 amino acids)
Biological process (GO): 7-methylguanosine mRNA capping; protein dephosphorylation
Molecular function (GO): mRNA 5'-triphosphate monophosphatase activity; protein tyrosine/serine/threonine phosphatase activity; mRNA guanylyltransferase activity
Source: RefSeq, a predicted model, not a curated record